Glarea lozoyensis ATCC 20868 is the source of this 3039-nucleotide messenger RNA. Its product is annotated as Protein kinase-like (PK-like). NCBI's taxonomy places the organism in Eukaryota, Fungi, Ascomycota, Leotiomycetes, Helotiales, Helotiaceae. The transcript is spliced from 3 exons. The coding region runs from base 1 to 3039 and encodes 1012 amino acids. The record is from RefSeq and is a predicted model, not a curated record. Gene Ontology annotation, biological process: actin filament organization; protein autophosphorylation; actin cortical patch assembly. Gene Ontology annotation, molecular function: ATP binding; protein serine/threonine kinase activity. Gene Ontology annotation, cellular component: cytoplasm.
AUGGCAUUCAACGGCGGCAUGUCUGCUCCAGCACAUCGACCGGCGGUGUUUGGGGGUUCAGCGCAUCCGGCAGACCCCUCAGCGCCCGCAGGCACCUUCGCGCCGGGGACCAAGAUUCAGGUCGGAAACCACAAGGUGGUGAUUCAAAAGUACUUUUCCGAAGGGGGGUUCGCCCAUGUCUACCUGGUCAAGAUGCCCAAGCCGAUCGAUGGGACGGACAUUGCUAUUCUCAAGAGAGUCGCGGUACCGGACAAGGAAAACCUGGCGAAUAUGCGAACGGAGGUUGAGACGAUGAAGAAACUCAAAGGGCACCGGCCGAUUGUCACUUACUACGAUUCGCACGCAUCUCAGUUACAAGGUGGGGGUUACGAGGUGUUUUUGCUCAUGGAGUUCUGCAAUGGAGGUGGUCUUAUUGAUUUUAUGAACACUCGAUUGCAGAAUCGAUUGACGGAACCCGAGAUCUUGAAGAUCUUUUCCGACGUGGCAGAGGGCGUGGCUUGUAUGCACUACCUCAGACCGCCAUUACUACAUCGCGAUUUAAAGGUUGAGAAUGUUCUCAUAUCAUCUACCGGAAGUUCGAAACGUUUCAAGCUCUGCGAUUUUGGAUCAACCGCGCCACCGAGACCUGCCGCCACGACAGCGGGCGAAUGUCGUUUGAUAGAGGAUGAUGUUCAGAAACAUACUACGCUACAGUACAGAAGUCCGGAGAUGGUUGAUGUAUACCGCAAAUUGCCAAUCGACGAGAAGUCGGAUAUCUGGGCCCUAGGUGUUCUUUUGUAUAAGCUGUGCUAUUACACCACGCCAUUUGAAGCCCAAGGGCAACUUGCCAUUCUAAACGCGAGCUUCAAAUUUCCGCAUUAUCCCCCAUUUUCCGACAAGUUAAAGAAACUCAUAGCUUCCAUGUUGAAGGAGAACCCAAAAUCUCGCCCAAACAUUUAUCAAGCAUUACGUGAAGCUUGUCUGAUGCAGGGCAUUGAGGUUCCCAUUCAAGAUAUUUAUGCCGGACGAACACAGUCAGAAUCACGGCGGAACCAACAGUUACCAUCACCAGAAGCACAUGUAGCCUCGCCACCAACCGUGGGAGCAGUAUUCUCUCCCCCAGCACAAGCGCAGCAAGUUAUUCCAGAUGUUGUGCCCAUGAGAAGGGGCAGGCCAACAGCGGGAGGCUCCAGCCAUGUUCCGAAGCCUAGUCCAUCCCCAAUGCGGGGUACCACCAGUGACCCGUUUGCUGCUCUCGAUUCAAAGUCACCUACGAUUCAAGUUGACGACAUCUCAUCCAGAUUCCCAAGCUUGGAUCAAUUUUCUUUGCUCCAUGAUGGAGGCAAAUUCGACUUUGAAGCCAACUCGCCCGCGAAACCAGCACCUUCUCGUGAUAUUAGCCAGCGGGUCACCGAGAAAUUGGCUGAUGAUGCAUUUGCUAUGCCACCGCCGGCCAAAGCAUCAACACCAAAUGCUGCUACCAAUGCAGCUGCCAGUGCUGUAUCUCGUGCGCAGAAGAUUAUUUCCAAAAACCCAGAGUUGCAAUCAGCCGCCUCACCUCAAACUGUAUAUCAACCAACACCAACUCGUCCACAAGCAUCUUCAUCAUAUGUUUCUCAAGGAACAAUGACCAAUCCAACAUCCCCUCCAUCUUCAUUUCCCGCUCACUUUAAUCCUUCCCCUGUUCACAGAUUCAAACCUUCAGACCAUCACAGAUCUACAAGUCUCCCUCGAAAUCAGGAGUCCAAACCAAAACCUCAACAAUACUUGCAUCCUGAGAAUCAGAGUACCCCAACAGCGACACUUCCUCAACGACCUGGUCACACAAGACAUGCGUCUUCAUCACGUCCAUCAUUGGAAGGUGGCAGACCGACCGCUGAUCAGCUGGAUCCAAUAACGAGGACAAAAUCUAGCAACUCGAGACCUCGGCCCGCAAGUACAUAUCUGGAAUCAAACAUGGACUUUUUACGAGAAAAAGAAGCAGGUGGUCGAUCAUCCAUGGAUAUGAGGAGAACAACGUCAAAGACGGGUGAAGUUGCAGUCGAAGAUCAAAGUUCGGAUGAGGAGACAAAUAUUGAAUCGAAUGUGGAUUUCCUCAAGGCUAUGGAGGACACUGAGUCUUCCAAAAAAGACCACCACCAUCGGCGGAGUAGUUCCUCGAACAAGCAUUCAAAACGGUCAAGCUUGCCCUCAUUAUCCGGUACAAAGAAUCUGCUGGCUGGGAAGUUUGGAGAUGCCUUUAAACGAUUCGAAAGUAACACCAAUGCACCACCGGGACCUCGAACGCCCAGCCCACUGCAUGACCUCGAUCGAAGAGAUCUCACGCCAAUCGCUGGAUCUGAAGCGACGGAUGGCCGCAGUGAUGAUGGGUAUGCAGUCGAAGACAUGGAGGGAAUGGCACCAGAACAGCGGCGCGAAGCAGAGCGCCGAAGACUAUCGAUGGAAGAACGACGUGUCGCUAAUGCAGCUGCCGAAUACCGUAGACGUCUAGCUGAAAGAGGUCCAUCAACAGCACCUAAAUCCAUCGGCGGUGUGUCACGCGCCGCCAGUAUCCAGAACAAAGUCAAGAAUCUCCUCGAUGAAAACUCACAAGCCUCACCCAAAAAGACAGCAGAAGGCUACGGGCGGUUCACCGAUCCAGGAAGCCCCCAGAGACUCGACCACUCCGUCACCUCACCCGCAAACCCAUACCCCCGCCCCGCCGUCUCCCGCAAGCCCAUCCUCCCAGGCACGCCCAUUCAUCCCCGCACCAUGCCCACAACAUCCGAUCUCAGCUACCCGAAACCCCGACCCCAACCUCCCUCCUCCGCUCCCCCUACCAUGUCCAAACCAAGCACCCUCUCCCGGCCUAACGCUCCUCCUAAACCCACACACCUUAAUAGCGCAACCACAGGCAGCGGCAUAGUGCGUGCAGCCUCCCCACCCAAGAGGGUGGAAGCUAGACCUGAUAUGAGUGCGCAGGAAAAGGAAGAUUAUCUGCUGGAUUUCAGUAAGAGGUUUCCUAGUUUGAGUGGGAUUGAGAUGGUGGAGACGGAUUUGGGGAGGGGGAGGGAUGUGUAG